Molecule: messenger RNA, 2490 nt
Organism: Elgaria multicarinata webbii
Lineage: Eukaryota; Metazoa; Chordata; Lepidosauria; Squamata; Anguidae
Product: basic proline-rich protein-like
Exons: 3
Coding region: 1-2490 (829 amino acids)
Source: RefSeq, a predicted model, not a curated record
AUGGACCCCGAGAAAGGAGGUACUUCCAAGAACCCAGAAAAAAAGAACGGGUGCUCUCCUCCUCUUCCUCCUCCUCCUCCUGCUCUUCCUCCUCUUCCUCCUUCUCCUCCUCCUGCUGCUCUUCCUCCUCCUCCUCCUCCUCCUCCUGCUCUUCCUCCUCCUGCUGCUGCUCUUCCUCCUCCUCUUCCUCCUUCUCCUCCUUCUCCUCUUCCUCCUCCUCCUCCUCUUCCUCCUCCUCUUCCUCUUCCUCCUCCUCCUGCUGCUCUUCCUCCUCCUCCUCUUCCUCCUCCUGCUGCUCUUCCUCCUCUUCCUCCUUCUCCUCCUCCUCUUCCUCCUUUUCUUCCUCCUCCUGCUGCUCUUCCUCCUCUUCCUCCUUCUCCUCCUCCUCUUCCUCCUCCUCCUCCUCCUCUUCCUCCUCCUCCUCCUCCUGCUGCUGCUCUUCCUCCUCUUCCUCCUCCUUUUCCUCCUCUUCCUCCUCCUCCUUUUCCUCCUCCUCCUCCUGCUGCUCUUCCUCCUGUUCCUCCUGUUCCUCCUCCUCCUCCUCCUCUUCCUCCUUCUCCUCCUCCUCCUCCUGCUGCUCUUCCUCCUCUUUCUCCUCCUCCUCCUCCACCUCCUCCUCUUCCUCCUCCUCUUCCUCCUUUUCCUCCUCCUCCUCCUGCUGCUCUUCCUCCUCUUCCUCCUUCUCCUCCUCCUCUUCCUCCUUUUCCUCCUCCUCCUCCUGCUGCUCUUCCUCCUCCUGCUGCUCUUCCUUCUCCUCCUCCUCUUCCUCCUCCUCCUCCUCCUGCUGCUCUUCCUCCUCCUCCUCCUCCUCCUCCUCCUGCUGCUCUUCCUCCUCUUCCUCCUCCUCCUCCUGCUGCUCUUCCUCCUUCUCUUCCUCCUUUUCCUCCUCUUCCUCCUCCUCCUCUUCAUCCUCCUUCUCCUCCUCCUCUUCCUCCUCCUUCUCCUCCUCUUCCUCUUCCUCCUCCUCUUCCUCCUCCUCCUCCUCCUGCUGCUCUUCCUCCUCUUCCUCCUUCUCCUCCUCCUCUUCCUCCUCUUCUUCCUCCUCCUGCUGCUCUUCCUCCUCUUCCUCCUUCUCCUCCUCCUCUUCCUCCUCCUCCUCCUCCUCCUGCUGCUGCUCUUCCUCCUCUUCCUCCUCCUCUUCCUCCUUUUCCUCCUCUUCCUCCUCCUCUUCCUCCUUUUCCUCCUCCUCCUCCUGCUGCUCUUCCUCCUGUUCCUCCUGUUCCUCCUCCUCCUCCUCCUCUUCCUCCUUCUCCUCCUCCUCCUCCUGCUGCUCUUCCUCCUCUUUCUCCUCCUCCUCCUCCACCUCCUCCUCUUCCUCCUCCUGCUGCUCUUCCUCCUCCUCUUCCUCCUUUUCCUCCUCCUCCUCCUGCUGCUCUUCCUCCUCCUGCUGCUCUUCCUUCUCCUCCUCCUCUUCCUCCUCCUCCUUCUCCUUUUCCUCCUCCUUCUCCUCCUCCUCUUCCUCCUCCUCCUCCUCCUGCUGCUCUUCCUCCUCCUCCUCCUCCUCCUCCUGCUGCUGCUCUUCCUCCUCUUCCUCCUCCUCCUCCUGCUGCUCUUCCUCCUGUUCCUCCUCUUCCUCCUUCUCCUCCUCCUCCUCCUCCUCCUCCUCUUUCUCCUUCUCCUCCUCCUCCUCUUCCUCUUCCUCCUCCUACUUCUCCUCCUCCUCCUCUUCCUCCUCUUCCUGCUGCUCUUCCUCCUCCUCCUCCUCCUCCUCCUCCUGCUGCUGCUCUUCCUCCUCUUCCUCCUCCUCCUCCUCCUGCUGCUGCUCUUCCUCCUCUUCCUCCUCCUCCUCCUGCUGCUCUUCCUCCUGUUCCUCCUCUUCCUCCUUCUCCUCCUCCUUCUCCUCCUCCUCCUCCUCUUCCUAUACGAGCGAGGCAAGCAAAGAGAUUUCAGCCUCAGUCAGCGCAGCUGGCGCGUGGGCCGGACGGCGCCUGGGGCCCGUCGUUUCGGUGGCUAGGAGGAAAACGUCGGGUGCGCAGGCCCCGUGUCCAGGCACGGGGGGGUCCCAAGACGGCGCCCCAACACUUCAGGCCAGCCACUCCCGGGGCUCCCGCUCCGUCGGGGCUGAGCCCGGGCGUCUUCAGGAGCAGCGGAGCAGCAAGCUCCCGGGAGGACGGCCCGGAAUGGCAACAAGCCCUCCUGCCUCCACGCCUGAGCUCCCAGAGGCACCGCUGGCCCGACGGGAUGGGCCAUGGUUGGGCUCAGCAAGGUGCCCUUGGGCCACAGCCGACUUGCUCUGCGAUCGCGGGGACUUUGUUUGACUCGCAGGAAACCCUUCAGUUUGAAAAGAGCGAAGGACGGAAUGAGAGGUCGAUCCCCGAGGAGGGGUGGAGCUUCCAGGCCAGAGGGCGUGGCUUCCGGAGAGGCUUUGGCCCUCGCGUGGCUCUUCGUGGAAAGCAGGCGCUCUCGGUGCAGGGGCCGCCCCCCCCCCCGCGCGCGCCCCUCCGAAGGCGCGUCUCUUUUUUGGCCUUUGAUUGCGCACGUCAAGGCUAA